Messenger RNA from Aspergillus alliaceus, 2220 nucleotides. RefSeq names its product arrestin (or S-antigen), N-terminal domain protein. Bases 500 to 2026 code for a protein of 508 amino acids. The record is from RefSeq and is a predicted model, not a curated record. The transcript is spliced from 2 exons. NCBI's taxonomy places the organism in Eukaryota, Fungi, Ascomycota, Eurotiomycetes, Eurotiales, Aspergillaceae.
UUUAAUUUUUUUUUUUUUUUUUCUCUUGUCCAACAAGUGGAUUAUCAUCAAGACACGUGCUUCGAAGAUUCCUCUUGUCGGUUCAUCAGUGACUCAUUUCACGCCCUAAAGGAUUAACAUUGCUUUCAAAUUGAUCAAUUGAAGGGAAGAAGAAGAUACGAUGGGUUGAAGAUUUAAAUAAAUGCCCGUGGGGUCGUCUGAUGCCAUUUUUCCCUAUCCAUUAAUUCUACAAAAACGCAUACAUCAACCUAUCUCCACAGCUCGCCAUUACUAUUACCCAACAACAACCAUCACCCCAUCCCUACAUUCAAUUUAGAACCCUUUUCCCUGCUUCGUUUCUUUUUUUAUAUAUAUACCCUGCCUUCCCCCUACAGUUCCAUUUCAAUCCAUCUAGCUCAGUCAUCUCCUCUCUCCACCUUUGAUAUAUGGUGUUGCGUAUAACACUCUCUUCUCGAUAUCCUUCUCUGUAUAUCCCUUGCAUUGGUGAAAUACAGUUGAAAUGGCCUCAUCAUUUGUUACCCGUAGCUCCAGCACUUUGGAGUCCUUAGCGCAUUCGCGCCCAAAGGUCGACAUUCAGCUCGUCGGACAGACUGAGGGUAUUGUUAACUCAUAUACGACCAAAGAUCGCAUCGAAGGAACGGCAAUCGUCACGGUAGACCGUGACACACGGUUUGAUGAUGUUGAAAUCACCUUUGAGGGAACAUCAAGAACUUCCGUGGAGCGUGUCGCGAUGCCGGGACGGACAGGCGCAUACCAGACAUUCCUUCGACUUCGUCAACCAAUUGAGGACGCUGCCUAUCCCAUGCCCCGUGUACUCGAGGCCGGCCGCACUUACAAGUUUCCCUUCACAUUCGUCGUACCGGACCGUCUGCUUCCACAUGUCUGUAGCCAUGCAAAGACCAACAUCCACGUCGAACGCUCCCACACCCUGCUACCACCUACUCUGGGUGAUCCCAUGUUAGCCAAUGAUGGCAAGACGCUCUUGAAUGACCUAGCCCCCGAUAUGUGCCGGAUAUCCUAUUUGGUCCGUGUCACCGUGCAACGCAGACCGGAGAAUUCCUCGCCAAAGACCUUGGCUUCAGUGGGCAAAAAAGUGCGGAUCAUUCCUGCUGUCGACGAGGAACCCCCUCUGAAUAUCACGGACGAUGAGACCUACUGCAUCCGGAAGGAGAAAGACGUCAAGCGCGGCUUCAUGAGAGGCAAGUUGGGCCGGCUAGUCGUAGCCUCGUCGCAGCCCAAGCCUGUGCAACUGUGUCCCCCAAACAGUGAGGGCCACGAUUCGGUGAACACUGUGACGACAGUGCACCUGCGAUUCGAUCCGGCCGGCAAUGAGGAACCUCCUCGCCUCGGGACGAUCUGGAGUAAGCUGCGGGUGUCCAGCCUGUUCGGCGCAGAGCCAUGGGGGGAUUACCCUUCCCCUCGUAAUAUGCCCUGGGCCCAGAUUGGGCAAGGAUGCUACACUGAGACGGUUCCCCUUUCCACCAUGUGCGUGGCGUCUGCGCACUGGACGAAACAUACCAUUGAUAGGGGCCUCAGCCGCUGCGACUCGUUGGAGUCAACAUCGUCCACGGAAUCCAUGACUGGGCCCUCGGCGUCUUUCACCGGCGAGAUCUACUAUACCGCCUCGGUCGUCGUUCCCAUUACUCUUCCCAAGUCCAAAUCCUUCGUGCCCACAUUCCACUCGUGCCUAAUCUCCCGCAUCUAUUGUCUCGAACUCAGCAUUUCUUACCACACUCCAAAUACUAAUAUCCUGACUCCGACAACUUCACUAAAAAUUCCCAUCCAAUUGACCAGUCGGCCUCGGUCGGAUGCGAAAGCGAAAGAGCCCCAUGAGAUCACCCAACAUGAGGUCAAUGCCGAAUUUUUCUGUCCUCGUAGUGUCGCACCUCCCACACUGGCCCAGAUUGCGCCUCCCGAGUACUCCGAGAACCAAGGCCAACUUCUACCUCCCGACCGCUCCGUCGAUUUGAUGUCUACCUCCCGUUCCUCCAGGGCCAUUACCGGGAGUGUUGGGGCGGCUUGCUGAAGUUCUUUACGAGAUAUAAAAGUUUAUGUUUUACAUGGCGUUGGGAAGGUGCAUUUGGAUAUACCCGGCUUGUUUUGUUUAGCAUAAGAGUGUUCCUAAGCGCUAUGAUUAAUUCUCACCAGGGUCGACGAGCCAUGUUGGGAUAAUUUGUUUCUGGUCUUAACUUAGAUUAAUAUCAUUUAAUAUAAACUAUC